Molecule: messenger RNA, 2884 nt
Organism: Dalotia coriaria
Lineage: Eukaryota; Metazoa; Arthropoda; Insecta; Coleoptera; Staphylinidae
Gene: Rubicon
Product: run domain Beclin-1-interacting and cysteine-rich domain-containing protein rubicon
Exons: 8
Coding region: 284-2785 (833 amino acids)
Cellular component (GO): intracellular membrane-bounded organelle
Molecular function (GO): phosphatidylinositol phosphate binding
Source: RefSeq, a predicted model, not a curated record
GUGUCAAAAACACAUGAUUAUUUCUGAAUGUUUCAGAUUGUCGCGUGUAUAUAAACAAAAAUUGUCGACUACAGGCGUGCUUAAAAUCGCUUUUCGCAAUGAAUUUAUUGCAUCAACACCAGACGCGCCGAUAACAAACAAAGAUUACCGCCGACAUGUUAUCCCAGCCACGACAUAAUUGGGCGUUUACAUAUUAUGCCAGUUUGUUGCUGAACAUUAUUCAACACAAUUGAAAAAUGACUCACUUUAAUAACAGUGAAGCCGUGGCGCAGUAACACAAAGUAUGUCGCUGCAGGAAGAUAACAGCGCGAAACAUCAGCAAUUGUUGCGCGAUCUCAAGACGACUGUUGAAGGGUUGCUUAAUAGCCAAGCAACCUACCUGUGGAACAUUUAUGGGGGUCUCAAUAGACUACAUGUUGAUUUAGAGAAGAUAUUCAAACACGGGUGUCGUGGAACAGAUGUAAAUAGUUGGGAUUAUUGGCCAUUUAUCCAAGGUUUAGAAUGGCUCCAACCAGAUGUAAUGAAUACUUCUUUCAGCAUUGAAUCAGAAUGCAAAAAUAAUCUCCCGUCACAUGUGAAAAACGACCGAGCAUCAAUCUGGCUCUACCGAAAUAUAGAAAAUCACUCUCUAUCGCAAAAACUAUGCUGGUUGCUCUCUGAUAAGAACCACGUUCAACAAUGUUACAGAGAACACGCUUUUCUCUGCAGCACAGAAUAUGCUGAAGCCACUCUAUACUGUCUCAAAGCAGUAGAACUGAACCAACCCAGCCUUAUAUCUGAAAUAAAACCCAAAUUAUUCGUAGCAAAGAAUAGUAAUUAUCACCGCGUGCAUCGCAGGUGUUCGUCUUUCCCUGACUCACAUUUAAAGCGAAAAUUGUCCAAUCGAGCAAUGUUUGAUGCUCUUGAAGAGAAUAAAGAAAAAGAAAAAUCAAAUGUAACACGAAUAGUUUCUAAGCUUAGAUCGUGGAACAGCAUGCCAAAUCUAGUUAAUAAUUGUCCAAAAAUACGAAAUAGAUCUUAUACAACCAACACGAGUCCGUCUACGCCAUUGAAUAUGAAUAAACAAAAACAACUGAAGCCUGUCAAGUCUGUAAAUAGCAAACAUAUUUUAAUAGACUGUAAUAUUAUUGAACACACACCGCCGGAGAGUACGUCACAUAAUUAUCUACAAGCAUCAGCCAGUUGUAGUAAACCACAUAGUUUGGGAUCAUCAGGUCCUGAAUUUAGCCUGCUUGGCACAAUUGCUGGGAUAUCGGGUGAAAAAGACAUAAGAAAUCUGCCAAAAAAGACUUUUAUUGAAGAUGGUGGAUUGAGUGUAAUGCCAAUGGCAACCGGUUACUUUCCAAAACCUACUAAAGGGCAAUCGUUGACGUCCUUUUUGAUAUCAAGUGAACAGUCACGAGGUAAUGCUGAAUUAGAUCGAGAAAACGCGCAUUUUAGUAUUUGCGAAGCUGUCAUUGCCGCGUUCGAGCAGAUUAAAUCGAGCAAGGAGUUAAAAUUAUCAGAAGAACAACAAGAAGAAAGCGAUGAAGAGAUUAAUCACUUAAAACAGAGGAUACGAUUAAGAAGAAGGCAGAAAAUUGAAGAAAAACAGAGAAGAUUAUGGGCAAAUUCAUUAAGUGAUGCUAAAACUGACACAACUACUGAAGUUAGUCCUGCAUCGAUUUCGUCUUCUGGAACAUUUUCGGCAAGUAUAUCAUCAUCAGAUGAUGAUGACUACUUUCAGGUGGACGAAACCUCGAAUCUACAGGACAAUACAGGAUUGUCUAUGUCAAUGGCAUCACUUUAUUCAGAUGCGGAUAUAAUGAAACGACCCAGAGGCGUACCCGACGGUGCGUCGGACGCUUUAUCAGCGGAAGGAGUGGCGCUAUCGUUGAUUAGUAAAUUUAGUGACAAACAGUUGCCAAGAGCCUCAGAUUUAGAAUGGUUAAUAUCUGAAGAAGAAGUACCACAGGCAUUGCUCCCCCUCCCUAAAAGUUGGCCUGUAAAUCCUGAUGAAAGUGAGAAUGAAUUUUCGACUCCUUUGCGUGGAACUACCGAAUGGGCACCGCCGAGACCACAAAUUAUUUUUACAAUGCAUCCAAUGCCUUGUCGUAAGACAAUCAUGGAAAAACAAAACUACCGCUGUGCUGGAUGUGGCACACGAGUUGCGACGAAAUAUGCAGCGAAAUUUCGUUAUUGCAACUAUCUCGGUAGAUAUUUUUGUACAGGGUGUCACACGAAUCAAGUUGCGAUUAUCCCUGCUCGCGUUAUUCACCAAUGGAACUUUACUAGGUGUUCAGUAUCGUCGUUUUCUUACCGUCUGAUAGAGCAAAUGCACACGGAUCCACUAUUUAGAGUAUUUCAGCUAAAUCCAAAGAUUGGUAAACUAUCUAGAAAUAUGGAAGUUUGCAAAAAGUACCGGUUGGGAUUGAUGUACCUCAAGGAUUACAUUUUGACAUGUCGACUUGCAGAAAAUAUUCAAGAUUUGAUAAGAAGUGAAGAGUCCUACCUAAGUAGUGAUCCGGAUAUUUACUCUUUGGAGGAUUUAAUAAUGAUUAGAACUGGUGAAUUGAAGAAUAAGUUGAAAUAUAUUGUAGAGGUUUGUUGUCGCCAUACCAGUGAGUGCGAGUUAUGUUUAGCAAGAGGAUUUAUAUGUGAAAUUUGCAAAUCUGCAGAGGUUCUGUUUCCAUGGCAAAUGAAAAUUGUUUCGAGGUGUGCGCAGUGCGGCAGUUGCUUUCAUUCAAAAUGUUGGAAUAAAGUGGACGCACCAUGUGCACGAUGCUGUCGCAGGUUAAGCAACUAAUUCGAAUUUAUUGUUACAAUAUUUUUUAUAAAAAUAUUGAGCGGUUAUGCCAUGUCUCGCAGCGGGCAAGAGUAAAUAAAUUUAUAAUUGUAUAUAGAA